Molecule: messenger RNA, 1093 nt
Organism: Effrenium voratum
Lineage: Eukaryota; Dinophyceae; Suessiales; Symbiodiniaceae
Source: the annotation of a GenBank genome assembly
GGAUGAUCACGUUCUACUCCACAGCCAUCCAUGCCACGAUCUGGGCGCCGAAAGCUGCGCAAAGUGGCAACGCGGCCUUCCUGCAGAGCACUCGCUUCCUGCUCUUCCGCUUUCGGGUGGACUAUUGGUGGUACGGUACUUUCGUUCUGCCUCGUGGUUGGUUGCUCUCCAUGGCCAUCGUGGUGGCUGCGGACUCCCCGUAUAUGCAGAUGCUGAUGAUCAUCACCAUUAUGCUCAUCUAUCUGGUGGUGCAGCUUAUUACCUGGCCCUGGAAGCUGCCGGCGCUGAACGCCUUCGACGGCACCAUCAGCGCCUGCCUCCUGUUGAUGAUGGCCAUUCUGGGCGCAUUUGCGCCAGCUGUCACCGAGGACUUGCGGCAGGUCCUGACUCAAGCAGCCAUGGGAAUUGUGGGCUUCCUGAACAGCGUGAUCUUCGUGAUGAUGCUCGUCACCGGGGUGGCCGUGGUGAAGAUCCACGCCAUGGGCGGCGCCAGCGAGUCCAGUUGGCUGGCCCUGGGCCAGGUGCCUAACACGCAGUUCCUGGCGGAGAAGGUGGCGAUGCUGGCGGAGGCCUUGGAGGAGCUCGAGGAUGAGGAUAUCAAAGCUGUGCUGGACAAGCUCUCCGUCUACGACUUACGCAUGAUCCAGGGGGUGAUCACCGCCUUCGGCUCCGAGCUGGGCCACUCCGAGCUGCUGCUGGACCGGCGCGUCACCGUGGUCUCGAGGUUUUCCAACCGUUCACUCACGGGAACUCGCAGCUCCACGGUUCUUCGCAGCGGCGGGUACAGUGGAUACAGCCAGGGUCCCGAGGAUGAAGAUCAAGCACCUCAAGACGACUUGGAGAAGGAGGAAGCUUCCCUGAGUCCAGGCACCACAGCAGAGCCGGAAGGUGCUAGUGCGACUUGGGUUUGAGAGCCGCUGACCAUAGCUUUUGCGCAGAAUCGGGCCAGCCGUCUUCCCAAGGGGCGAGAGCAACCUGUCUUGGGGUUGCCGUCCUUUGAAGCCAGGGCUCUCGGCUUGCCCGGUUCGGAUCCAAUCUGGUCUCAAGUCUUGACCGGAGUACCAAAAGGGGACGAACAAGUUGCAAUUGGGUG